Messenger RNA from Ruditapes philippinarum (Manila clam), 601 nucleotides. RefSeq lists its product as uncharacterized. Bases 40 to 501 code for a protein of 153 amino acids. Lineage: Eukaryota; Metazoa; Mollusca; Bivalvia; Venerida; Veneridae. Gene Ontology annotation, molecular function: calcium ion binding. Gene Ontology annotation, cellular component: myosin II complex. The record is from RefSeq and is a predicted model, not a curated record. The transcript has 6 exons.
AAUUUUUAUCAAGUUGACAUAGGAUGAUAACACUCAAUUAUGUUAACGGAUGAACAGAAAAAAUAUGCUACACAGGCGUUUAUGUCGCUUGCUGAUCGUAAAACAGAGUGUGUCCCCUACACAAAAGAUACUGUGAUAGAUGCUGUACGACUGUCCGGGCUAAACCCAACAGAGGUUGAGAUUGACCAGCUCCUCAAACAAGUUGGAACAGAUUAUGGUGACAGACUGAAAAAGGAUGACUUCCUUUCGAUAAUGACGAAAGUCGAUUGGAGGUCACCAGAGGAAGUAAAAGAAAUAUUAAAGGAUGACUUCCGCCUUUUCGUUGAAAACCGGCCUGUAAUUACGGAAGACGAAUUUAUCUAUAUUCUUACACGAGAAGGAAGAGAGAAAAUUACCCUGGACGAAGCUCAACAAGUUGUGGCUAAAUUUGAUAAAGAUCGAGAUGGGAAUAUCCAAAUAGAAGAAAUGAUCGAAAAGCUUUUAGCUAUAGCACCGACUUGACCAAAAUUGCCUUCGCAAAUAAAUGUGUCUGGAAUAAUGACUUUUAUUAUUUAUAACUAUUUCUUUAUCGGUAGUUGUUGCCCUCUCUAUGUUGGUGUCA